CCGAGGAAGAGGCUGCUGAAAGCCGUGAGCCUGAGCCAGCCGAGUUCCCUAUGUGGAGGGGAGUAUGAAAGCCUUCGUGACAUUAACUGAACCGAAAGCGAGAGAGAGAAGUCGAGAAGCCACGCCGGCCGAAUCUAGACGCCGUAGAGACGGACUAGGGUUUCCAGCCACCGCCACGGCUACGGCCACCGCAGACCGACUUGGGCCACCGCCGACUAUCUCCGACACUUCUACGUUUCUCCCCUCAGCCCGACGCGUCCACCUCCGGGACCGCCGACGAAAUUCCUCCUCUCCGUUCUUCGCUCUGCCCGACGCCUCCAUCUCCGGCACCGCGACCCUCCGCCGGCCACGGCACCACUCUGCCAAUCUGUUUCAAAAACCCUAAUCCCAAUCUGUUGGUCGGCCGCCCCUUUGCAACUCAUCUCGCUCGUUUUCACUGCAAUUCUGAUAGUGUGGAACAAAAUGAAGGAGACAGAUACAGGACCAAAGGAUGAAAUAAUGGAAGCUCUCAAGAAAGAUCAAAACAAAAUUUUAGAUUUGGCUCCUCGAGCUUGGUACACAACUUUGGAUGGCAUUACAAAACUGGGUUUUGUGCAAAAUCUAAUAGAGAGAUGUCUACAACAUUACAUGAGCCAAAAAGAAGUUGAGAAUACUCUUUCAGCUCAGGCAAAGAUAGAGCCUGGUUUUAUUCGACUUGUUUGGGAGAAGCUUGAAGAAGGAAACCGGGAGUUUUUCAAUGCAUAUUGGCUAAGAUUGAUGGUGAAGGAGCAAAUAAUGCGAUUCAAUUGGUUGCUUGAGAAGCAAGUUGAGUUUAUGCACCGUAAAAGUCCAACUGAUAUUGCUUCCUUGCCUAUGUCUAAUGGAUCUCAUCUUCCAUCAAUGCACCAGAAUUCUGCCUGUUAUCCUUCAGAUCAUAGUGGACCUGUUAUGAAGGCAGAUAACAUGCAGCAGGCUAUUGGUUCAAGUUCACAGAAUGCAUUCCCUAUUGGGGGGUCAUCACUGCAGCAGUGCGUGCAAAAUGCUGUUGACGUGUCUGCUCAUGCUGGAACUGAUGUUUCAGCAAACAUGCUGUUGGCUCAGAGCUCAAAUGUGGGAAUGAUAGAAGGAAUUAAUGGGGGGAUGAUAAAGUCCGAAGGUAACCAUUAUUCAGGCAUUUAUCCUUUCAUGUAUGGGAGUGGCAGUGAUGUCCUUGAAGCAAGUGCUGGAAUUGGAGAUGCAUUUGUCUCAACUGUCGGCUGUCUAGAAUCCAUCUCACAACCCCUGAAUGAACCCCUCCUGGAUGCUGAUGGUUCAACAUUUUCAUUUCCAAGGCAAAUUCCUCAAGCAUUCAGUUUUUCAGACUUGACAGCAGACUUUUCUGAUAGUUCUGAUAUACUAGGGAGCUACUCUGGGUUGCCCGUCCCGGAUUUUGAUACGAAUAGCUUCUCGGAUCCUCAUGGCGGGAGAGGUCAAGGAGCGACGCAGAAUGGUAGUUGGAAAUUGUUGUAAAUAUGGCUGAGUAGAAAUUGCAAAGGCACCAUAAUUUGGAGCUUGCUGAAGGGUGGAUACUGUUUGGAGUGUGAUGCUUAGGAAGUAAGUUGAUAGUGAUUGGUGACACUGACGUUAGGUUUGCUUGCUUUUUUGGGGAAGGCAACAGAAUAUGUUUCUUUGAGACUUGUCUAUAUUAGGCUUCUCUUCUCAUAUGAACAUGAAUAUGAAAAUGGUGGUGUCUAUAUCUGAAUUUCCCGUUGAGAAAUAAAUAAGUAAAUAAUGCGUUUUACUUA
This is a messenger RNA of Diospyros lotus (date-plum), 1763 nucleotides long. RefSeq lists its product as uncharacterized. NCBI's taxonomy places the organism in Eukaryota, Viridiplantae, Streptophyta, Magnoliopsida, Ericales, Ebenaceae. The record is from RefSeq and is a predicted model, not a curated record. The coding region runs from base 463 to 1488 and encodes 341 amino acids. The transcript has 9 exons.